Molecule: messenger RNA, 4434 nt
Organism: Osmia lignaria (orchard mason bee)
Lineage: Eukaryota; Metazoa; Arthropoda; Insecta; Hymenoptera; Megachilidae
Source: RefSeq, a predicted model, not a curated record
GGACUCUGGUGAACUGCGGUAUACAAAUUUGAUGUUAGCAGUGACUAUAUACAAAUGUAUUAGUAUAUAAAUACACCAUAAUACUGCAUAAUACACGAGUUAGCUUUUGCUUUGUACCAAAGCAUUGAAUAAUAUUCAACGUAUAAUAAUUUCUUUGUAAUGAAUUAAUGUGAUAAAUUUAUUGUACAAUGAAAAAGAUCAUUCAAAAAUUAUUAAUAGAUUCAAUAAAACUACGUAAUUUAUCAACUUUAUCAAAUUAUAGUACAUUACAAAACUAUGUAAAUUCUUCACAAGAUACUUUGGAAUGUAAAGGAUUAGAAAAGCACAAGGAAGAUAUAAAGAAAUUGAAUCCUUUAAGUUUAGAUGAUGGUCUUAAAACCAUUAUUAAAAACAUCCAACAAAAUGAUAAAAAUAUGGAUGUAAAAGAGGCUAUUAAAGUUAUGAAUAUUUUAAAAAUUACAUUUAACAAUGAUAAAGAAUUAUCUUGUAUGAAUAUAAAAGAUUCUGAAGAAUUUGUACAUGUAUGUAAAGUGAUACAUAAAAAUGUAAGGUCCUUACACAUGUAUGAUAUGAUACGAAUUUUACGAAUUCUAUUAUUUUUUAAUGUUAGUCCUAAAAGUGUAUUAAUUCAAACGUUACUUCAAUUAAUAUCCGCCUCCUUGAAUAAUUUAUCUAUUGGGGAAAUAAUAAUUUUAUAUAAUACAUUAAAUAGAUUAGAAAAAUUGCCUUUGAUUAAAUCUUUACUUAUCGCUUUGCCACAUGUUUUUAAACAAAGAGCACUGCUUGAACUUGAUGAAGAAAGUAAUAAUUUAUUGAAAGCUCUCAAAUUUUCUUUUGUUAUAAACGAUCUAAAAACAAAACUAUACAUUAUUAAUAUUUUACGCAAAAGUAAAAAAAAUAUAGCAUUAGAAGAUAUUGUAGAUAUUUUUUAUGCAUUGUAUACUUUACCUGAAAUGAAUUCAGCUUCUAUAAAUCUUCUGUUUAAAAUAAAAAAUAAAAUAAGAAUCAAUUGUCAAUCUUUCACAUUCAAUGAGAUACAGCUAUUACUCAAUUAUAUUUCUACAAAAGUUGCAAAUGCAGAAAUGAAGUUUUAUUGUGAAGACAUAGUAGAUGGAUUAUGUAAUGCCAUAAUAAAACAUGAUGUUACUUUUCACCAGAAUAUACUUAUUCUGAGGUGUUUAAAUAAAAUGCGGCAUAGCAAUAUUUCAUUAUUGGACCAUUUAGCAAAAAAACUUGUGGAGAAUAGGAAUAUUUUAAAACAGUGUACCAUUUUCGACAUAGAUCAUUUUAUAAAAAGCUUUAUCAUAGCUGAUUAUAAACCAUCUAGUUGGGAAAUUAUACAAACAAUGUUACUCAAUUUUGUUACAAAUGUCGAUUAUACAGCGCAGAAUUCAGUAUCUGUUGCUUUUCGUUUGCUGUCAUUGAAUUGUUAUUGCCCUGAAUUGGUUGAAAAAGCUUUUACUUUAAGUCAACCCCAUUUAAUGAAAUUAAGGAAUGAACAAAUUAUACUAACUAUUUUAAAAUUACAUUGGUGUGUUAAACUACUUUGCCCUGAAUAUAAUGGAGUUACACUAUAUGAAAAUGUAUUAGAUCAAAUUAAUAUAAACUACAAGAGAGAUGAAGUUCCUUCCUUAUUAGAAAAUUUGAAAGAAGCAUUAGGAGGUGCUGACUGCAUAAUGAGUGGUUUAACAACAAAAUUUGGUGAAUUUAUUGAUUAUGUUGUUGUCAUACAACCAAAUGGUUUGCCUAUGGAUGUUAGCAAUUACAAUGCUAAUAUCAGAUUUGUUGAAGAGUUAGAAUCACUAUCAGAAUGUUACAAAAUUCUUUUUUUGGCAUUUCCGGAAAAAGCAUAUUCUCUUAAUAAACGAAAUAUGUUAAGCACAGUAAAGAUGGAAUUGAAAGCAAUUGAAACAUUAAAAGGAUUUUACACUAUUGUUAUAAAUCCAUACUUAUGGAAAGUUUUGCCUAACAACGAAAAAGUAUCAUAUCUACAACAAACUAUCAAAUCAAAAUGUAAUAUUUCAGGUAUUCCAAAAUAUUACUGAUAUCGCUAAAAUUAGGAUUUUCAAUAUUAAAAAAGUUUGUAGUGAAUUGUUCACGUAACAAUUUAUUUAUAUGAAAAUAUUUAUAACAUCAACAAUAAAAUUGUAUGAUUCUGGACUAUAUGUAUUUUAUACAUACUUCUACAAAAUUUUUAUUACAUAAUAAGAAGUAAAAUCCCUUAUAUACUAAUUUGAAUAUAUCAGUGAGUAUUUUUAUAAACAUAGUAUAUAAGUAACACAUAUAGAUAAUAUCUAUUAAUAUAUAAAUCAAGUUUUAUAUUUUCUUUCCACAUUUUCUUCCUUGACAGUAAAAUAUAUUGAUGUUAUGAUUAUUAUAAAAGGUAUACCUAUUUCAAUAAAUUCACAAAUAACGUACAUUUUUGAAUAUGGCAGGAGACAAUGUAUCAAUGACAAAAUAAUGAAAAUAUUAAAUAGCACCAAGUAGCACCAUUUUUAUAAUAACAAAUGAUUAUAAUAUUACUGAUUUAAACCAAACAAUUUUAAAGCAUUAAAAGCAGUAGCCAAGGCAACCUCUUCUGGAGAAAUUUGCAUAAAUGCUGCUACCAUUUCCACUAUUGCUGGUAAGGCACACGGUUCGUUACGUUGAAAAGUACAGUAACGGUGAAGAAACGUCAUGGAUCGUUCGGUAAGAGCAUCUUUAACGUGUACAGGUAAUUUACUGGCUCUAGUAUUCGGAUACAUAAAUGGGGCGUCUGUUUCUACUAAUAUUCUCUCUAAGGGUGCAAGUCUUCUUUCCAAUAGUUGUCUUAUUCCACUAUCAGAUUUAUCUUUACAUAAAUAUCCUGUAAUUCCUAAAUAAAAUCCAUGAUCUAAAUAAAUUUGUGCUUCUUUUGCAGUUCCAAUAAACGAAUGGAUUAAAACUGGUGGUAAACAACUUUUAUAAUGAUUCAAUACUUCUAAGACAUCUGUUUGAGCGCCUCUUUCGUGUAUUAUAAGCGGCUUAGUUAACUGACAUGCAAGUUCUACUUGUUUAUGAAAUACAGCACGCUGUGUUUCAGGAUCAGAGAAAUCACGACUAUAGUCUAAACCACAUUCUCCUAUUGCUACGCAUUCUGGAUUGUUAGCUAUACUUUCAAGUUCUUGCAAAGUAUCGGGAUUUUCCCAUGAUUUUGCAUCAUGAGGAUGUACUCCAGCAGUAGAAUACAGAGUACCAGGAUAUAUCCUAGUUAACCGUAAUGCUUCUUUACUAGAACGAAUACUUGCACCUGUUACCAUAAUCUUUUGUACCCCGGCAUCCUUUGCCCUUUGAAUUACGCUAUCUAAAUCUCUGCUAUAUUUUUUAUUCGUUAGAUUGGCACCAACAUCAACUAUAAUAUAAUUUUCAUAACAUUGUGUCAUAGCUGAGGAAAUAGCUUUUUCCUCUGCAUUUGAUGCAGUAACAUUUUCAGCCAUUCCUCAACGUUUAAUUACAAUAUCUGAAAUAAAAUGAAGAUAAUAAUUAUUAAAACAUAUUAUUUUCAUUGUAAAACAUAUACUGGUGUAAUACAGCAGAAUAUAACAGUUUGAAACGUCAAGUAAUAAAAUAAGUUAUGCAAUAUUUACUAAACAAGCAAAAAUAUUUAUAACAGUUGUUCAUUACAAAAUGAAUCUUCAUCCAGUACAUGUUGUGUAUUCAUUUACUAAAAAUAUUCUGCUUAUAAACAGCAAUAAAAAGACGCAAUAUAUAAUAAUGGAACUUAACCUAUGUUAACAGAAAUAAAAGAAAACAACUUAUACAUAAUUAUCAAUAAGUAAUACAUGUAGUAAAAACAUAUUUUAGACACUAACAAUAAAAUUCAAAAUACAUCUGUUGCCACAGCUCGUCGAAAUAGUCUCAAAUUAAUCCGUGAUGUCAAAGUCUGGAUUCUUGAAUGUGAUUUGUAAGAACACUUGAGAUAUGUAUAUAUAUAUGUAUUUAUAUACAUAAAGAUAUUUUAUCAAUUAAAUCGUAAUUUUCUUUUUUUCAGGUAUUUAGAAUCGAAAUAUUAAUACAUACAUAAUGUUUAAUCAUGCAACGAUACACACAAUCUAUAGUGUUGUCUUCGGCAUAUAUAUGAUUAAUUCUGUUAAUAAAUUGACUCAAUGUGAAAUACAUUGGCCCUUCAGGGUAUUGAAUCAUACAAACAUUUACUGCACAAAGUUAUAUCCUAUAUUUUAGGAUUCUACAAAAUAUUAUUUUAUAAUUUAUGUUAUUUAUGUGUAUGUAUUUUAUAUAUAUUUAUAUACAUACUUAUUAUAUAAAUAGUAGUAGAGAAAUUUGUAUAUUUGUUGUAAUACUAUAGUUUACUGUUAUAAACUAAACUGGCGUAAACUUGCAUAGCGGUGUAUUGGUUGUGGGACUUGAAACAACUUGAAAGACGAACAUCUUCGGAAACGUUGUUAUAAUUAUCAU